CUCUGAAGUCUGAACUCUAAAGCAAAGUUAAAUCCCCAAAUCAAAACCCUAGGUUCUCCCUAUAACGUUUCUGCCGCAGUGCUGCCGCCGUCCGUGGCCAAGCCCUCUCUUGUAGCUCGGCGUCCUCCUUCCUCCUGUCCUUCGUCCGUCCUCCGUGCUCGCUUUUCUUGGCUUGGAGCAGCUCGCGGUGCGCUGCUCGUCGUCUCCCUGGUCGCCGUCCGUGUCUCCGUCGAAGAUUUGCCAUAUACUACUGGUGAGACUACUUUUCAAAAAGAAUUUUCGAAUUUUGGCAAGAUAGCUGAAGGGAAGUGCAUUCAAUAUCCAUAUUGUAGGAUUUGGAAUUGAGCUUGGUACUUACCAUGACUCUUGUAUGCACUGCAGUUAAGAAUACAAAUAUAGAACACUUUUGGCCUGGAACAUUAUUAUGUGCUCUCUGAGGUUUGUUGUUGGAGAUUAUGGGGGGAAUUGGAAAGAAGAGGAAGAGAGAGAAGCAACAACCCACCAUUCACCCAGACAACAAGUACGCUGAGACGCCACCAGACUUCGCUCACUUGGCUUCUCUCUACCCUUCCUUCCGUCCCUACGUCAACUAUUCCACACACGGCGGCGCUGCCCAUCCUUUCCUCGACUGGACCGACUUCAACGCCACCCGCGAACUCACCCGCGUCCUCCUCCUUCACGACCACUCCCUCCACUGGCAGAUCCCUGACGGCCACCUCUGCCCUACUGUCCCCAACAGGUCCAACUACAUCCACUGGCUCAACGACCUUCUCUCUUCUCACAUCAUUCCAACCAACUCCGUUUCUUCUCAGCAAGGGAAGGUCAGGGGUUUUGAUAUUGGCACUGGCGCCAAUUGCAUUUACCCGCUUCUUGGCGCUUCCCUUUUUGGUUGGACCUUUGUUGGAUCAGAUGUGACUGAUGUUGCAAUUGAGUGGGCCACCAGGAAUGUUAACAGUAAUCCACAUAUUGCCAAGUUGAUUGAGAUUAGAAAGGUUGAAGACAACGAAAAGGCUCCAUGUCUUGAAGGGUUCCAUGAUGGUGGAACCAGGAUAGAUAUUUGCCAAGAGGUAGGGCCGUCUUUGCCUUCAUUACCUCUUCAUUCAAAUGUCCAUGAGAAUAAGAACUAUGAUGGACCCCCCAUACUUCUUGGAGUAGUCAGGGAUGAUGAGAAAUUUGAUUUCUGCAUGUGUAAUCCACCCUUCUUUGAAAGCUUGGAGGAAGCAGGACUUAAUCCAAAAACUUCUUGCGGUGGCACUUCCAAGGAAAUGGUUUGUCCUGGCGGUGAGAAGGCCUUCGUUGCUCGUAUUAUUGAAGACAGUGUUGUGCUGAAGCAUCAGUUUCGGUGGUUCACUUCAAUGGUAGGCAGAAAAUCAAGUCUCAAGUCCCUUGUUUCAAAACUUUGGGAGGUUGGUGUCACCAUAGUGAAGACGACUGAAUUUGUCCAAGGCAGAACAUCCAGAUGGGGGCUUGCUUGGUCUUUCUUGCCACCCAUACAGAAGCCAUCACUUUCUUUGCCGCAGAAGAACAUGUCCUUCAUGCUUGAGGGUCUUCCGCGCCAACAUGGUGCCAUUAAUGUAUUGGAAGCUGUAAAAUCUUACUUCUCUAUGCAUGGCCUGUCAUGUACACUGAAUACCUCUGCUUUCACAGUGGAUGUUGUAGCAUCCAAAGAUGAAUGUGAUUCAGUCUUGAAGAAUCAUUCUCCUGUUAUCAAUAAAUCCAUCAAUUUUCAACCUACAGGAGAGACAUCAAAUGGACUAAGACUAAAUUUAUCUUCUGAUAGGUCGAGCCUUCGUAUUUUGGUUUUUCAGCAGAUCCCUGGGACACUGUUAGUGAAGGGUUCAUUGCAGGAUAGGAGUAGCCCAUUAUCAGGGGUGUUUGCAGCUAUAUUCCAAAAACUGGAGGAAGCUUUGCGCCAUGAAUUUUGUACGAAAUCAGCAUAGGAGUUUUAUUGCUUACCUAGCUUAUUAUAUGGGAUAGUUUUAUUGGAUAUGAUGAUAACUUGUGGGAUGAUGGAAAAAAGUUAAUGAAUGCUAAUUUCUAUAUUUCAAGGAAACAAGCGAUGGCGCUGUUUGGGUGUAAACAGGAAAUAGAGAGACAAUCAUUGUGGAUUUUGUUUAAUCAUCUUUAUAUUUAUUUUGUGCACCAAACCCAUCAAGAACUAUCCACUUGUAUUUUGUUGACUCAAUUAUACGUAACAUUUUAGAAAA
Molecule: messenger RNA, 2207 nt
Organism: Arachis stenosperma
Lineage: Eukaryota; Viridiplantae; Streptophyta; Magnoliopsida; Fabales; Fabaceae
Exons: 8
Coding region: 456-1940 (494 amino acids)
Biological process (GO): rRNA base methylation
Cellular component (GO): nucleus
Molecular function (GO): 23S rRNA (adenine(1618)-N(6))-methyltransferase activity
Source: RefSeq, a predicted model, not a curated record